UAACUGACGUCAGAAUGAUAGCGCAUCUAACCGUUAAAUGUCAUUGAAUUUCCUUUUUGUUCCGGGGGGUUUAUAAUACCCAGCCGCAAAAUUUUAUUUAGGACAUUAAAGGGGGUGCCGCCCCCCUUUUAUUUAUUCGAUUCAAACACGACAAUCGCGAGUCCCAUUAGUUUAUUUUUGCCUUCUUGACGUUAUUUGCACAACUAAUGGCUGCGGGUCGCAUAAGGAAUAGGGGUUGCGUCCCCUAUUUGGAUGGCGAAGGGGUUUUCGUUAAACCCAUAACGACAGUAGAAUGGACGAAAGACUCAUGUUUCGACCCGAAAAUGUCGCCAUUUCAACGGAUGUAUAUGCACCACACGUUGGCCAGUGCAAGAAGAUAUGCCCAUUUUAAAAAUUUCGACAACCUGAUACCAAAAGACGAACUGGAUUUGAUCCUCACCUCGACCUUCGAUCAGUCCACAGAAAUAUUCCCGGAAAAAGUUGACGUAUAUUUCCAACCUGAAACGGAAGGUAUAGCGACAUGGCGCAGGCUCAGAAACACUCGCGAUCUCACUCCAGACAGAGAACAAAUGGCUUCAAGCUUGGGCGGGGCUCAGGAGUGCGCAGACACUCAAAAAAUCGGUAGAGGCAAGAGGAAAUCUGCUAUACCUUACAGAUAUAAUUUUGCUCAUAAGUUGCUUAUUGGAGGCAUCACUGAGAAGAAGCAUCCCAGCAGCAUUAAAUUGAUGAACUCCUCACACCAUUCCCCGCAGACCAAUGCGGGAUACUCGCGGCAGCCAUCUGAUGGAAAUUUUUAUCAAUAUUGAUUUUAGUAUUGUUUUUAAAAUAAAGAAAUUUAGUAUGCGA
Messenger RNA from Anthonomus grandis grandis, 846 nucleotides. RefSeq lists its product as uncharacterized. The record is from RefSeq and is a predicted model, not a curated record. NCBI's taxonomy places the organism in Eukaryota, Metazoa, Arthropoda, Insecta, Coleoptera, Curculionidae. Bases 207 to 806 code for a protein of 199 amino acids. The transcript has 4 exons.